UAGACAACCAAUCGUCUGUCGCGCCUGAGUGCGCGAGGCAAACACGAAAUCUACACUACACCGGAGCAGCUGCUGUGCGGCGGAGGCGGAGCUGAUUUCUCAACCGAACGCCCCCCAAAGGCUAGUUCGUCACAUUGUAUCCAAUCAGCGGGCGGGUGUUUUGUGUAUGAUGCAGGGUAAACCAAUCAUAUUUGAUCAGAGGCGGGACUUAACGGUGUGCUACGAGACUCAGAAGGACGCCGUUGACCAGCCAACGAUAAAUAUUGACAGUACAUAGGGACAUACAAACAAAACAAAACAAAAGACAAGGAAAACUUUGUAAUAAAAGCGUUUAAAUGGAUGUCUUCGAUAAAUGAAAUUCUGACACUAGAAUAGUUUCUUUAAUAAGUUGAUUAAAGGAUGCUAACAGCGUGACUUCAGUUUAAAUGAAGAUGGACAGAGACACUGGUUCGGUUCUGAAGAUGAAACGCAGGUGUCUUGUCUCUAAAUCGGUGAAAACUCUGCUGAAUGAGGUCCAGUGUGUCUACGGAGAGAAGCUCAGACGCCUGGAGGGUGAAGUUAAAGGCUCUCAGGAGGAGAUUCUGCGGAUGAAGGUCCAGAUCCUGCACUCUUAUGUAAAUGACCUGAGUGACCAGAAUGGGAUCUUGGUCCACGCCGUGGAAGAGCUGGAAAAAGAAGCCAACGAGAAGGUCUCCCACUUGAAAGAGAAGCUACAGGCUUCAGAUGAAGACAUUAAGGAUUUGGACUGUCGGAAGCGGUGUCUAGAGGAAGACAACAAGCUCCUAAGAGCUGAGAUUCAGAAGCUGAAGGCUGACUCUCGAACCCGUACACGAGUCAUCCACGAGGCUCAGCGUGCACACAAACCGGAUGUCACAGGGCUGACAUUAAGGCCACGGAUACUGGAGAGCGUCACAGAGCAGUCAGCUCACAGCAGUCAGCUGUGGCAGAAGCCAGGUGACCUUAUGAAGGCUCAGGUGGAGGAUCUGCAGAAUCAGCUGAAGACCAAAACCAGGAUUAUUCAACGUCUGGAAGAGGAAAUGAAGACGCUUUUGUCCCACAGAGUCCCAGAGAAGAAUGAGGGCAAGAAGGUUGCAGAAGCUCUGGAGGAGGUGUGUAAAGUGGAGGUGUGUAAGCCGAGCGUGGUGCAAAAGCGAACACACACCGAGAUACACCAGACAGAUAGCAGACCAUCUGCAGCUCAGAAGCGUCUGCGUGAGACCAAGAAGCAGCUAUCAGAGCUGAAAAAAGAGUGUGAACAGAAACAGAAAGAAGUGGAGAAGCUGCGAGAAGAAACCGCAAAGCAUGAAGCGCUGAUGAAGGAGCAGGCCGAGGAGCUUCAGAGAGCUACCUCAGAGAAGAGAAACCUGGAGCUGGAGCUGACCGUAGUCACUGAAAAACACAGAACAGCUCAACACGAGGCGUCCAGCCGAGAUCAGGUGAUUCUGCAGCUGAGGGCGGAGCUUCGAGUCUCGCUGGAGAAAAACCAUGGAGUGCAGGAGGAGCUGGGGCUGCAGGAGGCUGAGGUCAGCAGGCUUAAUGAGAAGGUGAGGAAGCAGCAGGUCCACUUACAGGAACUGAGAGAGAUGUGUCGCCACGGAAACGCCCGGAUGGACAGCGAACAGCACAAAGCACAACAGCUCCAGAGUCAGCUACAGCUCACUCAGCAACAGCUGAAGCGGCAGGCCGAGAACGUGGAGCGUCUGCAGGGAGAACUGACCGCCUCACAGCUGGACCACGCCGCCGACGCAGAACGCUGGACUCAGAGGAACCUUCUCCUGCACAAAGAGGUCCAGCAGCUCCAGGAGCAGAACCUCCAGCACACACAGAUCCUCAGAGAACACGGAGAGAAGCUCGCAGAGGCCGAGCACACGCAGCACCUCGCCCAGGAGAAGGUGAUGGAGUAUGAGGAGAUCCUGAAGAAGAGAGACGCUGAGAUUAAACUUCUGAGCCAGCGUCUGGAGGAGGUCGAGGACGAAGUGCAGAAGAGCAGGAACUCGUCCCAGAGUCACCGUUCUGCUCUGGAGAUCUUCAAACAGAAAUACACCACGGCCAUGGAGAAGGUCCAGCAGCUGCAGGUCCAGGUCCAAAGGGUGGAGGAAGAGGCGGAGCUUUCUCAUAAACAGAUGUUAGAGGCCCGAGCUGAAGUUUGCAGUUUAACAGCUGAAAUGUCCAGUCUGGAGUCUCGCUACGAGCACAAAGCAAAGCAAGCGGCUCUCACGGAGGAGGCCAUGGAGCUGCUCACGGACGAGCUUCAGGAGGCGCUGGACGGCUUGAAGAGCCGCGAGGAGAGGAACCUGCACCGCGAGGAGGAGAUGGAGGAUCAGCAGAAACGGGUGGAGAAGGAGGUUGCUCUGGUUAGAGCUGAGCUGCAGAACACAUCCCUGACUCUCCAAACCAGAAAUGAAGAACUGCAGAAGGUCCACGAGGAGAUGCGGAAAGUGACAGAGGAGAUGAACCAGAAGGAAAAGGAGAACCGGGUCAUGAGAUACGAGCUCCAGCAGCUGGGUCAUCAACUUCAGCAACUUCUCUCUUUCUUCACAGAGUCAGCUGAUGCUGUACUGGAGCAGGAAGACAGUGCACUUUUCCUACCAUCAUUUCUCAGGAAGACAAAACAGCAGCUGAAUGACAAUCCUGAGGAGAAAGAGGACAUCCCUCAACACACACGGCUACAGUGGACUGUAGAGGAGCUUCGAGCCGAGGUCCAGGUUUUUCUCAGAUCUGUGAAGAAAGCUGUAGAGGCAGAGGUGCAGCGGAGACUCGUCUGUGAGGCGGCAGGAGAAAGAGACCAGGCCAGAGAGCAGCUGCAGCAGCUGAAACGCAAUCUGGAGGAAACCCGGGCAGAAAACUUUCACCUCCAUCAGGAGAGAGAACAGCUGGUGACCAACAUCAACCUCUGGAUCACCAAGCACAAGGCCGCUAACGAGAGUCUGGCUGCGCGGAUCAAACGGCAGAACGAGCUUUUGACCAGCAUCAGUCUGGAGAGAGAGAAGGAGUGCAAGAACCGAAUGGACGAUAACCUGAGCGAGAUAGACGACAUCCGGUCCAGACUGUGGUCCAACCUGCAGACAGUCACGUUGCUGAAUCAACAGUUGAGCAGCAUGAGCGAGGAGAACAAGAGAAACAAGAAGCUACUGGAGAACGAGCAGAAAAGGCGCUCACAUCUGGAGCAGCUGCUGGGAUUGAGGAUCAACCAGAGCUCGGUUCCUCUCCUUUCUCUUCCAUCCCUCCAUCCCUCAGACCUGGAGCUUGACCGGAUUGAGACGGUUCCUGAACGGUUCUCGGUGCAGCUCAGAGGAACAUGUGAGAGGAGAUCUAGAUCUGCUUUACAGUAGAGUGAGGAGCUACCGAGAACUUUCACACAGCGAGGUCUAACACGUGGAAGAGACCGCAAAAAGACCAAUAAGGACUUUUCCUGUAUAUCGCUAGCAAACACACACACACACACAUCGCUGGAUUGAUUGUAUGUAGCAUUUAAAAAUAAAAACAAUCCAUUAUAAAACCAAGUCUAGCGUUAAAGUGACUCCUGUACUCCAGAACCUUCUCUCUCUUCCUACAUCAGAUCUUCUGCUCCUGAAGUGCUGCAGUGUCUGAAAUCUGUGGAGGUGUUUCAUCACCGUCUCCUGGUCAGUCCUCAUGUGCACUAAAUACACAGGUAAAUAAUUGAAACCUGGACAGAACUUAUACAACACUGAGAAAUCUUCUUGAACUUUCCGCUGAGCGUUUCAUCACGUGGUCCUCGGUUUAUAACGACACGUUGCACUCAUGAAAACCAGCUGUUACGGGUUUUUUUGUUUGUUUUUACCUGGAAAUCCAGAGCAUUUUUAAUUCAUGAACUAGCGGUCAGUAAGGUGUGUUUUCACCCUGUUUAGGUGUUUGUGUGUGUGAGCGAGUGUGAGAGCAGUGAGGAGCUUCAGGGCCAUGCUCUCGACUGUCCAGUAGUGUUGGUUCUCGUGAAUAAGCGAGGGAUGAGCCGGCUGCUGGUCUGCGUUAUUCUGAUUCUGUUUCACUUCACACACUCAAGGAGCUUCACAUUAUCUUUAACCAGACUGGAGUUAGCAGUGUUCUAGAAGAUCCUGUGAAAAAAUCCUCUCGAGGUUGCCACAAAGUACGACGGGAAAAAUCCUGGAAGUUCUGUUUAGUCGUCGGCUUCAACGCUCCUCAGAUGUGUGGACGGUGUCUUGUAAAGACUUAAAGAUAAAGAAACCUUUCCCCUGGGAGGAAGUGAUGUCAUCAGAACACUUCUUGUCAUUAGAAGAUCUCCUGCUACUUCCACGGCUAAUGGAACUUUGUGUGACGGGAAACGGACACGCACGGGAACAAGGAUCGGACCGGAUCGUGAAAACUCGUCAGUGUUUCUGGUGUCUUCUGAGUGAAAAUGUUUAAACAAACGUGCGCUAAUCAGUGGCAUGUCGUUCGGGACGCGCCAGCAGGAGUAAUCAGAUGCGACAUCUCUCCUCCGUAAUGAGCUUUUCUUCCUCGGGAAAAACAAGUCAUUGUUCCGGAUGCCAUUUGAUCCUGUAGAUGAACUCCAUCUCCACUUAGCGACUCGACUCCUGUGUUCACGUGUGCGUCUCUCCACCGGUGAAGACGUGCAUCUGAAAUGCCAGCGAGGGGCUUGUUCUAAUGCGGCGACUUAAAACAUAGAGAGAAAGAAGAAAAUGUGUGUGUGUGUGUGUGUGUAUGUGUGUGUGUGUGUUGGCUAAACAAGGAGACCUCUAAGGCCACUCUUUGAAACAGCUCUUCUCUGGAGAAAGAGGGUUUGUGUUUCUCAGUGUUAAUGAGAGAAUGUUAGUAGAUGCGCGAGUCAAAGCGUUGUGUUCUCUCUCAUCUGCAAAAUGCGCUGCAACAUGAUUUUUUAUUUUUUUUAACUUUCUACCAUGGAUUAUACAUUUUAAUGAGGGAAGGCAGGGCUUGUUAGCGGUAUUAGUCAUUUGCACUGUGACAGUUAAAAAUACUUCCUUUUUAAUGCGUGCACGCAACGCACAUCUUAGCCUCACAUAACAUCCAUGGCACAGUCAUUAAAAAUAAAACCGCAGGCUUUUAAGACUCCGAGCCUGAGCCAGAAGCACUGCGAGGGGAAAAAAAAACAAAAAAAACACGCUUCCUUGGAAACAAUGAUGAGGAAUCAUCAUUUGUUGUUGUCAAAAAGCUGUCUUUCUUUCUUUCUUUCUGUUUUUUUUUUCCGAGGUUAAGCAGGCUUUUGAUCUGCUUUUAACUCGUUUGAGCUCUGUGUGGGGAUUAAUUUGAGACCCCACUCCUCCAACCCGAGUACAAAUUCUAAUUUUCGUUGCACCAGGUGCUUUUUUUUUUGAUCCAAAAAGAAACUUGCUUCUCGUUUCUCCUCCCUCUUCAGCAUCCUCCCAUAAUUGGAGUUAAUGAACAUGUGGUUUGGGAUGUGUGUGUGUGUGUGUGUGUGGUCUCUCUCUCCGAGCACGAUGGCACCCCGAGUCUUGUUUUUUCGCCGCGCUCCAAAAUGGCGUAGCCGAACCGCAGGCCUUCGGCAGCCACGGCCUGACAAUUACCCGUGUGAUUAUGCCGCAUUAGUUUAUUUUCCGUGUUGAAAAUGAAAAUAACUCCGGGGCUCUUGCUCCAGACGGCCCGGUGCAAAUUGCAUUACACACGUGUGCGCUUUCUCACCUCGGGUGUGCCUGUUUCAAAUGAGAUUAAGACAAGACGUCUGGAUGAUGAUGGUGGCUCUGUGUGUUUUUGUUUUUGCCUACACUGUGUGUUUCCCCCCGCAGUCCGAUCCAUUUCCGUCAGGUAAUUAGGCUGCUUCUGGCUACGGACAGAAAGUGUGUGGAGUUAUCAAGCGCAGUGUGUUUGGGUGUCAGACAUUUCCAUAGCCGGGAAACUUUCACAACAAAACCAGGCGCUAAACCCAGGACGGUGAUGGGCGACUCCUCAAACAAGCUACAUCCGUCUUGUUGCUAGCAUGUAGAUUUAAAUUCUUAUUAAAAAAUACUAAACAUCUAUUCAUGUGACCUUGUUAUGACCUUGAAUCUGUUUGUAUCGUUUCUGAAACAUCAUCUUAUGGUCUCAGUGAUGAAUUCCUACAAACAUUUAAACACUCGUUACUGAGAGAUCGUGACUUUAACGAGAAUCUCAGAAGGACAUAUAAACUGUAAGUCGCUCAGGGAUAAGGGCGUGUACCAAAAUGCCAGAGAUCAGUUCUGCUAGGUCUUUUGUUUAUAUCAUUUUAUAUAACUGAGCCAUUGAGGGUUAAGAGCCUUUGCUCAGGGGCCCUGCAGCUUGAUGGACCUGGGAUUCGAACUGGGGUCCAACACCUUAACCACUGAGCUACGACACCCCCAGACCAGAGCAGCAGACCAGAGACUAUCUACAGCACUGCAGAUCCCAGCUCUGAGAAUACAGAUUUUUUUUUGGUCUGUUUACUGACCACUAAAAGAAAAGUGAUAAAAUGAUAAAUGAUAAAAAGAUGGUUUCUGAUAAAGUAACUAACUAAAGUAAAAAGAACUAGUAAAUUCGUUAAUGGUUAAUCGUUAAAACUUGGCACCUCCUCACUCAGACGUUUCCCAGACCUUAUCUAUAAGCACGGAAUCUUGCUGAUUUAAAUGUUUGAUUUAUUUUAACCCAAUAAAACUGUAAACUUUUCUCUAAUUGCUCUUUAUUAAUAAAUCUUCUGUUUUAUUUUUAGUAUUCUCUGCUUCUUUUAAAAACUUUAAAUUGCAUUUGUGAUACAGAAAUGACAGCAUAAGCCCCGCAGGCAAUGAAAAGCUUGGUGCGUUACGUGAAUACAUAACGUCUCGUGUUUGGAGGGAAAAAAAAGGAAAAGGAAUGUUAAUAAAAAGUUCUUUUUUUAGAGGCAGGUUAUAAAGCGACG
This is a messenger RNA of Hemibagrus wyckioides, 6841 nucleotides long. Its product is annotated as trichohyalin-like. The record is from RefSeq and is a predicted model, not a curated record. The transcript has 20 exons. Bases 426 to 3332 code for a protein of 968 amino acids. NCBI's taxonomy places the organism in Eukaryota, Metazoa, Chordata, Actinopteri, Siluriformes, Bagridae. Gene Ontology annotation, biological process: spermatogenesis.